CGAGCGUUUGGAGCUUCACCAAAGAACACCAGACAGCUGGCACUUUCUUGAGAACCGCACUCUAUGCGCCCCCUUAGCCUUUGAGGGCGGCACAUCAACAUCUCUCAAACUGUUGUAAAGACCGUGACCAAGCUGGCAUCAUGUCCACCCCUCCACCUGUCCGACAACGGCAGACCAACGGACCGAAGAAGGGAGGGAAGCCAUUAGCAAAUGGCAAUGCUUUGACGAAUGGGCAUGCGAACGCGAAUGAGGCCGUAGAGCAAAUGAAGCAGGCGGGCAAGGAUGCGGUGCAGAGGGAUUGGGACUACAAGCUCGCCUUGACCGUGAUCACGGUGCUGGCCUUUGUCACGAGGUUCUGGGGCAUCACGCAUCCGAAUCAGGUGGUCUUUGAUGAGGUGCAUUUUGGGAAGUUCGCAUCCUACUACCUGCAACGCACAUACUUCUUCGACGUCCACCCGCCCUUCGGCAAGCUGCUGUUCGCUUUCGCCGGCUGGCUGGUCGGCUACGAUGGCGCUUUUCUGUUUGAGAAUAUCGGGGACUCAUAUAUCACCAAUCGAGUCCCCUACGUCGCCUACCGGUCCAUGCCGGCGCUCAUGGGAUCUUUGACCGUCUCGGUGGUCUUCUGGAUUAUGUGGGAGUCCGGGUACAGCCUACCGGCUUGCAUCGUCGCGGCUUCCAUUGUUCUCUUUGACAACGCGCACGUUGGCCAGACUAGGCUGAUCCUGUUGGAUGCGACGCUCGUGCUGUUCAUGGCGCUGAGUGUCCUGGCUUACAUCCGCUUUUACAAGCUACGGCAUGAGCCGUUUGGGCGGAAGUGGUGGAAGUGGCUGCUCCUCACCGGCAUCUGCAUGUCGUGCGUCAUCAGCACGAAAUAUGUCGGCGCCUUCACCUUCUUCUCCAUUGGUGUGCCCGUCAUCAUCGAUCUGUGGGAUUUGCUGGAUAUCAACCGCAAGCAGGGCGCCCUCAGCUUGCCGGACUUUGGCAAGCACUUCGGUGCGCGAGUUAUUGGUCUCAUCGUCGUGCCGUUCAUGAUGUACCUCUUCUGGUUCCAGGUCCACUUUGCGAUAUUAUCGCGGUCCGGACCAGGAGAUGACUUCAUGACCCCUGAAUUCCAGGCCACUCUAGCGGACAACAUCAUGACGCAGCAGGCUGUCGGCAUCGACUACUUCGACAACAUCGCCAUGAAGCACAAAGAAACCAAGGUCUACCUGCAUUCGCACCCGGAUAAAUACCCUCUCCGCUACGACGACGGACGCAUCUCUUCUCAAGGCCAGCAAGUGACAGGCUACCCUCACAACGACACAAACAAUCUCUGGCAAGUCAUCCCCUCCCAACCAAUGGAAGGCCUCGGCCAUCGCGUCCACAACGGUGAUGUAGUCCGCUUCCGCCACCUCGUCACAGACACCUGGCUGCUCACCCACGACGUCGCCUCGCCAAGCAUGCCGACGAACCAAGAAUUCACCACCGUAGCCGCGGAAGACGCAAACGGCCCGCGCUACAACGACACCCUCUUCGAGAUCCGCAUCGAAAACGGCAAGCCCGGCCAGGACUUUACGACAAUGGCCUCGCACUUCAAGCUCGUCCACUUCCCCACCAAAGUCGCACUAUGGACCACUCAUACCAUGCCAGCCCUGCCGGACUGGGGUUACAAGCAAGCCGAGAUCAACGGCAACAAGAACCUCCUGCAGGCCUCCAACUUGUGGUACGUGGAGGAGAUUCCGGGUAUCCCUGCCGACUCGCCACGCUUGCUGAAGCAGGAAAAGAAAGUCAAGACCAUGCCGUUCUUGAAGAAGUACCUGGAGCUGCAGAGGGCCAUGUUUUACCACAACAAUGCGUUGACGAGCAGUCACCCCUACGCGUCGUUCCCGAUCCAAUGGCCGUUCUUGUUGCGGGGUGUGAGUUUCUGGACGGAGAACGACACGAAGCAGCAGAUCUACUUCCUCGGUAAUCCGAUCGGGUGGUGGUUCGCUUCGUCGAUCUUGGCGGUGUUUGGAGGCAUCCUCCUCGCCGACCAAGUCUCCGUGCGCCGUGGGGUGGACGCACUCGACACCCGCACCCGCCUCCGCCUCUACAACAGCACAGGCUUCUUCUUCCUCCUCUGGGCCGCCCACUACCUCCCCUUCUUCAUCAUGGGCCGCCAGCUCUUCCUCCAUCACUACCUGCCCGCCCACCUCGCCUCCGCCCUCGUCGCGGGCGCAGUAGUCGAAUUCAUCUUCAACAUCGAGCCGGCCGACGUCGCACAACUCGCCGACGCGCAGUUCCACGAAGCGGCGAAGGGGAGCACCCAGACGCAGGCGGAGCAGAGUGAUGACCACGCUUUGCAGCGGAAGCCGAUUCGCGAGCGCGUUGCGGGACAGAGUUUGUUGGCCACGUGGGCGGCGAGUGGGGUUAUCGUGGCGGCGUUGGUGUGGGGGUUUUGGUUUUUCGCGCCGUUGACUUAUGGGCGGCCCGGGCUGAGUGUGGAGCAGGUGAAUGCGAGGAAGUGGUUGAACUAUGAUUUGCAUUUCGCCAAGUGAGUGGGUUAAUCGAAUGAGCAUCGCGAGCUGGGGGCAAUGUGUGAGGUUGGGGCGCCCCGGCGUUGAAAGGGGGUUAAUGUAGCAUUAGCGGGAGUUGGCAGGAGUGAGGAAGGGAAAACCCGGACGAGGUGGAUGUAGGAUAGGUUUUGCGGCGCUCAGAUCGCACGCCACGAAAGACACCAAUUGCUGCCGAAUGCUGUGCAAAAUAUACAAAGAAGGGUAUAACGCACUACCCUAACGAAAAGCAUGGGUACGAUUACGACGAGCCGGACGCGCCGGAACGGGUCAUGAACGCCUCACAGCUCCG
This is a messenger RNA of Baudoinia panamericana UAMH 10762, 2823 nucleotides long. RefSeq names its product glycosyltransferase family 39 protein. The record is from RefSeq and is a predicted model, not a curated record. Lineage: Eukaryota; Fungi; Ascomycota; Dothideomycetes; Mycosphaerellales; Teratosphaeriaceae. The transcript is spliced from 3 exons. Gene Ontology annotation, molecular function: dolichyl-phosphate-mannose-protein mannosyltransferase activity. Gene Ontology annotation, biological process: protein O-linked glycosylation via mannose. Gene Ontology annotation, cellular component: membrane; endoplasmic reticulum. Bases 141 to 2516 code for a protein of 791 amino acids.